AACUGUGAGUGGCUGCUUGCCCUUGUGAUGACUGGCUGUGUGCUAGCAUAGAUAAAACAAGAGCGGGUUUAAAAAGCAGAAGCAUUUCUGAACUUUUGUCAGAAAGUAAAACUUCAUAUCUCCUCGUACUACAGCAGUUACGCUGACAAUAAAUAUCGUCUAUCUGAUUGAACAGUACAAAUAAAAUGCGCAUAAACAUUUUCGCUGCCAUCAUCUUCACUGCAUCCUUUUUCCCCUGGGCCAUCAACAUGACUGAAUACCCAAGAUUCCCCUGUUACAACAAAAGCUCAGAAUACAAAUACAACAAAUUUGUCAAAAAUCACAUCCUCCAUGACAGCUUUGACAGAAAUUCUCUAGAUGCUUGGAAAAGGUAUUUGAAAAAGGAAGGCCUCUGGUGCCGAACUCCAGUGCAGUCCUUCAUCAGUGACAGUGAGUGGAAUGUCGACAGGAUCUGCAGCAGUGAUGGUCAUCGCUUGGCUGAUUCUGUUGCCUACGCAGGCAACUUGUGUAUCAGCAACUCAGAAAUGCUGAUUUAUGAUGUCACAAUUAGGAAAACCAACAAGGGCCGUAAAAUUAAUGUUACUCGAGCCCAGAGGCCUGUUAUUGUUGCAUGCGAUAACGUUGGAAACAAGUGCCUCCCAGUUCAUUUUCAGAAAUAUGAACACCAAACCCCAAGCGACAUACCCUGCAAUCCUGCAAGAAUUUUCAGUAUUGUGGUAGAAUAGGUUUUCAUUAUCAAGCAAAUUAAUCUGUUACAAAAGUUUCAACUCAUCAUCUUUGGAGGGUGUUAUGCUAUAAUCGCUAUAGAGUGUUCCCUUGUUUGUUAUGUUCUAAAAAAUAACCCACGAUAGGUGAAAUCCGCGAAGUAGUCACCUUUAUUUUUAUUACAAUUAUUACAGAUGUUUUAAGGCCGUAAAACCCCUCACUACACACUUUAUACACUUUUCUCAGACAGGCAUGAACAUUUCUCUCCUGUUUAAACCUACAUAUAUAGUGAGUUCAUUAGAACAAAUUGAAGACUCUGUAGCACACUUCAUAAUUUAUUCACUGCUGAAAUAAAGAUUAACACAUCUUCCACAUUACCUUCAGAGUAAGAAAUGCAUUGCUUAAAUAUCUUAUUUCUUGCCUUCUAUCAGUGUCUGUAAAAUAAAUAUUUUAUUAUUUAUUAAGAAUGAUUAUUCAUUAAUAGCUCUCGACAUUGUAUUACAUUGUGUUACCUUGCAAGAACUUGAGAGCAGUAAAACAACAAGAACGUCAUUAGUCUGCAGUACAUUUUUCCUGUUGUCUUUAUGGCUCAAUGAAGCUUGGACUUUCCUGUCUGACUAUCUACCUUAUCUGUGGUUUGAGCAAGCUAUUACAGCUGAUGCUUGUUUUGGUUAUUUCUUAAUAAUCAGUGUGCUGGCACUGCAAUGAUGGUUACUGGAUCUUCCAAAGACGACAGACUUCCUUCAAAAAGUGUUAAGAAUGAACUAUGAAAAUGUUUCUCUGCUCAGCAAGCAGCUUCACGCUGUAUUUAUUAUGUUAAACAGAUUUAUCAUUUCAGUAGUACUAUAUAUUAUAGCUCGGUGAUAAAGUGUUAACCAAAGAGUAACAAGGAAGAAGCAAGAAUGUUUUGUAUUGUAUUGUAGUUUUGUAAUGUAUUACAACUCAAUUACCAAAGUAAUAGCCAGGGGGCGUUAUACUGCAGUUUUUUCUUUGCUCUCAAUUUUGACACGCCCUAUUAAAGAUUAAUAUCAGUUUGUACAUGCUCCGGAUAGCUUUUUUCAAAUUCUUUAACCCUUUAAGACCUACCAUAGAACCAAGUCCGCCAGA
Oreochromis aureus is the source of this 1812-nucleotide messenger RNA. RefSeq lists its product as uncharacterized. Lineage: Eukaryota; Metazoa; Chordata; Actinopteri; Cichliformes; Cichlidae. The transcript has 3 exons. The record is from RefSeq and is a predicted model, not a curated record. Bases 186 to 725 code for a protein of 179 amino acids.